GAAGUGAAAAUAAUCAGAGAGCUUGUCUGUGCUUUGGGUAUAUAAGGCUCCUGUUCUGCCAUCCCACCACAGUUGAGACACUUGAACAGCACUGGAUUGAAUUUCUUUGCAGCUUGCAGCUUCAUUCUACGCCUCAGAAUGGACUUCCAAAUGUUUGCCAUGGUGUUGGUUUUCCUGGCCUGCGUGGAGCAGAGCCUGGCCUCGUGUGUGGUGGACAGCUUCACAGUCAAACAGGACUUCGACCCCAAGAGAUAUGCAGGAAAGUGGUACGCUCUGCAGAAGAAGGAUCCUGAGGGUCUGUUCCUGCAGGACAACAUCUCUGCUGAAUACACUGUUGGGGAUGACGGUGCCAUGGUGGCCUCCUCAAGGGGCAGAGUCACUCUGUUUGGAUUCUGGGUUGUGUGUGCUGACAUGGCUGCCCAGUACUCCGUGCCUGACCCCGGCACCCCCGGCAAGAUGUUCAUGAACUACCAGGGACUGGCCAGCUACCUGUCCAGCGGCGGUGACAACUACUGGGUCAUUGACACAGACUAUGACAACUAUGCCAUCACCUACGCCUGCCGCACCCUGAAGGACGAUGGAAGCUGCGAUGAUGGCUAUGCCCUGAUCUUCUCCCGCAACCCCCGCGGCCUCCCCCCUGCCAUCCAGAGGGUCGUGCGCCAGAAACAGGAGGAAAUCUGCAUGGCCGGCCAGUUCCAGCCCGUCCUGCAGUCCGGAGCUUGCUAAACCCGUACCAGGUUGGAGUUUGUUGUCCUACCGUGCAUCACAGUGGACCGAUAACCUCCCCAAGAUGAAAAUGGAUAUCAUCUCAAAGACGCAAAUAAACAAUUAUUAGGCACAUUAAAAAAAAUUACAAUUUGCUAUGUCUUAAUGUGAAAGAAAAACAAAC
Molecule: messenger RNA, 889 nt
Organism: Myripristis murdjan (pinecone soldierfish)
Lineage: Eukaryota; Metazoa; Chordata; Actinopteri; Holocentriformes; Holocentridae
Product: purpurin-like
Exons: 6
Coding region: 139-726 (195 amino acids)
Molecular function (GO): retinoid binding; retinol transmembrane transporter activity
Source: RefSeq, a predicted model, not a curated record